This is a messenger RNA of Cucumis sativus (cucumber), 821 nucleotides long. Its product is annotated as 40S ribosomal protein S16. Gene Ontology annotation, cellular component: ribosome; cytosolic small ribosomal subunit. Gene Ontology annotation, molecular function: RNA binding; structural constituent of ribosome. Gene Ontology annotation, biological process: translation; maturation of SSU-rRNA from tricistronic rRNA transcript (SSU-rRNA, 5.8S rRNA, LSU-rRNA). NCBI's taxonomy places the organism in Eukaryota, Viridiplantae, Streptophyta, Magnoliopsida, Cucurbitales, Cucurbitaceae. The record is from RefSeq and is a predicted model, not a curated record. The coding region runs from base 78 to 512 and encodes 144 amino acids. The transcript has a single exon.
GCAGGUUUUGCCUCCCGCUUUCACCAUCUGUUUACAAUUGAAGUCCUUCACUCCGAUACUUCUCUCAAGCCCUAGCAAUGGCGGCUCCGAUCGAAUCGGUGCAAUGUUUUGGACGUAAGAAGACGGCGGUUGCCGUCACCUACUGCAAGCGCGGCAGGGGCUUGAUUAAGAUCAAUGGCUGCCCAAUCGAGCUUGUUGAGCCAGAGAUCUUGCGCUUCAAGGCCUACGAGCCCAUCCUCCUCCUUGGACGUCACCGUUUCUCUGGUGUUGAUAUGCGCAUCAGAGUGAAGGGUGGAGGUCACACCUCCCAGAUCUAUGCCAUCCGUCAGAGUAUUGCCAAGGCUCUUGUUGCCUUCUACCAGAAAUACGUGGAUGAGCAAAGCAAGAAGGAGAUUAAAGAUAUUCUGGUCAGGUAUGACAGGACUUUGCUUGUUGCUGAUCCUAGGCGCUGUGAGCCCAAGAAGUUUGGUGGUCGUGGUGCUCGUGCUAGGUUUCAGAAGUCAUACCGUUGAUCGAAGAGUACUAGGGAACUAUUGCGGAGACUUGUUAGUCGGUAAUGAUAAUUUGUUUUGGUUUUUGAGUUUACAUAGCUUUGAAGACUUUAAAAUUAUGGUUCUGUUUAUGCUUUAGUAUAAGUAUUUGGAAUUUGAAGACUUGAGUUUUCGUUGAUAUCGCGAUAAUUGCACAACCAAAAUGUUUUUUGAAACAUCUUGAUUUUCUGUUUGUGUUAGAUUAUUGUGCGUGCAAAAUGGACCACAGUUAUCUUAUGUGACAGAUUUUUGUUGUUGAUGAUGAUCAUUUACCUAUUGAGCUUUUUGUUA